GCGGUCCGUUUUCCUCAGUCUCCUCUUGAACCGCGUCACCGUCACUGGCAGACACUUAGCUCAGCUGUGAGAGUCGCCACACUUUAACUUAUUCUCUCCAAACGUAUUUGUCUUUUUUAAAAUGGAUUUAAUUAUAUCUUCUACACUUUUAUUCUCCCUCCUCGUUGUCGCUGUGAAUUGUCUCCCCGAGCCGUUUUUGGACGUUGUUGUCGAUCGGUACGAGAUACCGAGCGUUUGUCCUCGGGAGGUUGAAACAGAAGAUUUUAUCCGCUUUCAUUUUAACGGCACACUGUUUGCGGACGGAAAGAAGUUUGACUCCAGUCAUGACCGAGGCAAAACAUUCGUCAGUCAGGUGGGCCUGGGCAGACUCAUCACAGGAAUGGACCGCGGCCUUCUGGGCAUGUGUGUCAAUGAACGCCGGAAGAUCACAGUCCCUCCCCACUUGGCCUAUGGAAGCGUAGGAACAGGUGGUAUCAUCCCUCCGGACGCUGUGUUGGUGUAUGACAUUCUCCUGCUGGACAUAUGGAACACCGAGGACAAGGUGGAGAUCCGCACCGUCAGCAAACCUGCCAGUUGCAAGCGCACGACUGUGGCGUCGGAUUAUGUGCGGUAUCAUUAUAACGGCACCCUGUUGUCGGGAGAAACCUUUGAAUCCAGUCACUCAGGGAAUUCAACAUACAACACCUACUUGGGACAAGGAGACCUCAUCAAAGGUAUGGACGAGGGUCUCCUGGGCAUGUGUGUUGGUGAGAGACGGAUCAUAAUCGUCCCACCCUUCCUGGCUUAUGGAGAGACUGGCUAUGGAAGUCUGGUUCCUCCUCAGGCCACACUGGUGUUUGAGGUGCUCCUGGUUGAUGUGUUCAACCCCAAUGACGAUCUGAUCGUGGAGGUGAAGGAGGUACCCGAAGGCUGCACCCGCCGUACGGUGACUGGCGAUUACAUCCGAUAUCACUACAAUGGUACCUUCCAGGAUGGCAAGGCCUUUGACUCGAGCUACCAGCGAAAUAGCACUUAUAACACGUAUGUCGGGAUGGGAUACGUGAUCCAAGGCAUGGACAAAGCGCUGCAGGGGCUGUGCAUAGGAGAGAAAAGGAGGAUUACAGUUCCCCCUCACAUGGCAUAUGGAGAAACCGGGGUCGGAAAAAUGAUUCCUGGCUCCGCUGUGUUGGUCUUUGACGUUCAUGUCAUCGACUUCCACAACCCCAAAGACCCAGUCGAGAUCAAGGUUACCUACAAACCUCAGGACUGCAGCUUAUUGAGUGAAGCCAAUGAUCUGAUGCAGUAUCGUUACAAUUGCUCCUUACUCGACGGCACCCUGCUGUACUCCUCAGAUCAGUACGACUCACCUUCCACCACGACGCUCGGGGCCAACCAGGUGAUCUUAGGUCUGGAGAAAGGUUUGAGUGGCAUGUGUGUGGGCGAGAGGAGAGAAGUGAUCGUUCCUCCUCACUGGGGACACGGUGAAGAUGGAGCUGGAGGAGUCCCCAAGAGUGCAGUUCUCUUCUUUGAGCUGGAGUUGGUGGAGCUGCAGAAGGGAGUACCUGAAGGCUUCAUGUUUGUGUGGCUAGCAGACAGCCCUGACCCACUCUUUCCUGCUAUGGACCUCAAUGGUGACAAAGAGGUCCCUCUAGAGGAGUUUUCAUCCUUCAUCAUGAUCCAAGUUAAGGAAGGCACAGGUCGUCUCCGGCCGGGGGUCGAUGCCGACAGCAUCGUUAAGGAGAUGUUUGAUAACCAGGAUCAAAAUAGAGAUGGCAAGAUUGUGGAGUCUGAACUGCAACAAACAGAUGAGGCGACUGAACAAGCGAAACGAGACGAACUCUAAAUCAGUGAUGAUAAGACACAGGCCUGCAUUGGCUCAGGUCAACUCUGUCGUCCUAGCAACCUUUGGGUAUGUUUCAGAAACCUAAAUUAAGACAGCGCUUUCCUAGAUUAUAUAAAGUCUAAUGACAUCUCACACCGACUGCAGUAGACACCAGUAAUUUGAAUAUUGACCUUAAUCUGAAUAAGACAUUAUUUCGAUUUGGUGUUUACAUUAGUUAUGUUAUAGGACUAUAUAAUCUGAUUAAGAUGUUUACAUGUCUACAUAAUGUGGUUUAAAUCUGGUUAUCGCUUAUUUAUUGCUGACCUUUUUGGGAUUAUGUGAAUCAGCUCAUUCCGUUUUACUUUUUUGUGUUAUUCAGACUAUUGUCUUAAUCUGGUUAACAUCGGAACGUUGGCAUGGAUGCUAAUAUUUUUGCAGACGUUUUGAUUUUGAUGUAACAAAAUGCUAAAUUUAUGUUCCAAUCCUAUUACUGUUUACACGUUAGUCUGAUGAUGACUCAGGUUUCACAUGAUGCUAAUUUGAUGUUUAUAGGUCAACAUAAUGUGACUAAAAUUGUAGUAUUCCACUUUUAAAUCUGAUUAUGGCUCAUUCAGAGCAACAUGUCUUUUUAAUGUCGUUUUAUUCAUACUUCAGUAGAAUCUUUCAGAUUUCCUUUGAUGUAAACAUAUAGACUGCACAAGAAAGUUACUUUUUCUUUCUGUAAGUUGUGCACAAGAAACUGGUGUUUAAAAAUGUGA
Solea senegalensis (Senegalese sole) is the source of this 2559-nucleotide messenger RNA. RefSeq names its product FKBP prolyl isomerase 10a (gene fkbp10a). NCBI's taxonomy places the organism in Eukaryota, Metazoa, Chordata, Actinopteri, Pleuronectiformes, Soleidae. Bases 122 to 1822 code for a protein of 566 amino acids. The record is from RefSeq and is a predicted model, not a curated record. The transcript has 10 exons. Gene Ontology annotation, molecular function: calcium ion binding; peptidyl-prolyl cis-trans isomerase activity.